ACUGCCCUGUUUAAAUAGGUGUAUACGUCAUUGCAUACGAGGCGGAUGCAUUCCAGGCAGGUAUCUAUGAUUGCUGCUUGCCUUACCCUUACAUAUAAGAGACAACAUCUCUUCCGUCACCCAAAGUCUACGAAUCCCGAACUUUAGAAGACACACUCCUAACUACUAUCAACAUCUAUUUACGAAAACACUUAACACUAAACCCGCCAAAAUGCCUCUCGUCGUCCCAGGAAUCACCGACAACUCUCAGGACAAGACCACACAGUGGUCCAGCAAGCUAGUAGGAAAGACAGUAUCCGAAAAUGACCACAGCGAGACGAACUUCUGCAAGAAGGAUCUCCCUCAGCAAUGCCGUGUCAUUCAACCUGGCAUGAUGGUGACUAAGGAUUUCGUCCCGGACCGACUGAAUGUCCAUGUCAAGGACGACGGCACUGUAAGCCACGUUCAGCAUGGUUAGACAUUUUACCUAUGCAAUCCACGCCUUUGUAUGACGGAUAUGAAGCUGUUGGGCUCAGCUGGUUGGGCUUGGAAUGGAGGGGUUCGCCGGAAAGGAACAUUAUACGUAACCUAUGCACUUAGUACCCUUUAAUAUCAGCAAUAAGAAUGACUAGCAAUUACUCAUCAGCA
Daldinia loculata is the source of this 627-nucleotide messenger RNA. RefSeq lists its product as uncharacterized. Lineage: Eukaryota; Fungi; Ascomycota; Sordariomycetes; Xylariales; Hypoxylaceae. The transcript is spliced from 2 exons. The record is from RefSeq and is a predicted model, not a curated record. Bases 212 to 457 code for a protein of 81 amino acids.